Messenger RNA from Nicotiana tabacum (common tobacco), 1084 nucleotides. The record is from RefSeq and is a predicted model, not a curated record. NCBI's taxonomy places the organism in Eukaryota, Viridiplantae, Streptophyta, Magnoliopsida, Solanales, Solanaceae.
ACCCGGCAAGCUCUACUGCUUCUCUGUCUUCAAUCAUUUUGCACAAAAAACGAAGCAGAGAUCACUGAUCGGAAACUCAAAAACUGUGCUUUGAGCUCUCUCUAAAAUGCAACAAGGCGAUUACACCAGUUCCAAUCCCUAUUACCACUAUCCUCAGAACCCUAAUUUGGGCCAUAAUUCAGCUCCGAUCCCAAACCCCAUCCCAUCACCACCGUCAUACGCCUCUGCUCCGCCGUUCACCGCCACUUACAUUCCCUCUUCAGAUUACUCUUCUUAUCCCUCUUCUUACCCUCCCCCUUAUCCCGAUUUACUUUCCGCUGCUCCAGCACCUCCCUUACAAUCCUACAACCCUCCACCACCACCACCGGCGCCGGCACUGCAACAGCCUCAGCCAUCCUCUCCAUUUCCUUCAUUUGAAUCUCAUGCUCAUUCGCAGCCUCAACAGCCUUAUUAUCCUUCAGCUAAUUCUCCGUAUCCUUCAAAUUACCCAACUCAAUAUGAUCAGAGUGGGCCCUACUUUGAGGAAUCUGGGGAUAAAUAUGUAAAUUAUGGUUCGGGCAGAGGAGGUGAAUUUGGGCAAGAUAUUUAUGGUGAUGGAGUAUUUGCUUAUAAAGGUAGUAAAUUAGAGCCAUAUGGGGCACGAGGGACUGCUCCAAAGUCAUCAACUUGGUCAAGUUUUGAUGAUUUUGGAAGGCCAAUUGGGUAUAAUUCUUCUCCAAAGGGCAAAUUAUCAGCUCCAGCCGCGAAGAUCGUGAAGGCAGUACCCAAGGUGGAUACACAGCAGGAUGUGAAAAGUGGAGUGCAGAAGUUUAGAGUAAAGUUAUUAGCCGAAAGUGGACAGAGUACCCAGGAUGUUCUUUGCCAGAUUGGCUUGGAUGGAAUCCGCAUGUUGGACCCAAGCACUAGCCGGACGUUAAGAAUAUAUCCUCUUGACACGAUAACUAGAUGUGACGUAACUGAUUCAUCUACCUUUGCCUUCUGGUCAAAGAGUGUGGUGGAUAUAGAACCAAGGCGUAUCAGACUGCAGUCAAACAGUUACACAACCAGUACUCUUUUAGAUACAGUCACGGCAGCAACUGUACAG